Gossypium arboreum is the source of this 1258-nucleotide messenger RNA. RefSeq names its product BRI1 kinase inhibitor 1-like. Gene Ontology annotation, molecular function: kinase inhibitor activity. Gene Ontology annotation, cellular component: plasma membrane. Bases 240 to 1112 code for a protein of 290 amino acids. Lineage: Eukaryota; Viridiplantae; Streptophyta; Magnoliopsida; Malvales; Malvaceae. The record is from RefSeq and is a predicted model, not a curated record. The transcript has a single exon.
AACUCCUUUCACAUGUAUAAACCAAAAACAUAUGUUGUAGUUUUAUACUAAGGACACAAUAAACCCAACUCCAUUUUAACAAUCUCUCUCUCCCACUAGCUCCUAAUAUCCUCAUCCCCUCCAUAAACAAAAGCUGAGAAAAAAAGAAUCAAAAAUUUUCAUUUCAGAUUCAGAUACAGAAUCUGAUAUCUUUGUUUCAAUCUUUUUGAGAGCUUUCGUAGUUUAAAAAUUUUGCAACAAUGGAUAAUUCCCAUCACCAACAGCACCAGCAAAACACCAAAGAAAGCUCAUCAUCAACAACAGAUAACCAGCAACAACAACCAUCAACGGCAGCAGCGGCGGCGGCGGCGGCGGUAUCAUCAUCAUCGUCUUCAUCUCCAUCACAUGAAUUCUCUUUCGCUAUAUCUUUGAACAACAACACGAUGAUUAAUACAGAUAAAGCCAAAGCCCCACCAUCUUCUUCUUCAUCAUCAUCAAUCGCCAUUGAUUUAACACCAGCUGAUGAUAUAUUCUUCCAUGGACAUUUACUCCCUCUUCAUCUCCUUUCUCACCUUUCUACAAUCUCUCCACGUUCAUCCACAGACAGCUUCACCACCACCCUUCCUGUGCCUACUAGCAAAAGUGACAGCAAUAUCAAGAGUACCAACCAUGGCGGCAAUAACAAAACUGAAUCAACAAGGUCAAAAAAAUCCAAGUCUUUCUCUUUGUUCAGUUUCAACAAACGGCAGCAGAAAAGGGUUGUUGAAGAUGAUCACAAAGAGAAAAACAAUAAGAGAAAGAUUAGAUUUGAUGUAAGUGCUGUGUUGAAAAGGUAUUUAAAGAUGGUUAAGCCAGUGUUGUUCUUUAAAGGUAAGAAAAGAGAUAAUGAGCUUUAUCAUGUCCAUAGGCAAGUUUAUUCAUUUUCUGGGAAUUUAAGUACUUUAAGGAAUAGAAAAAGUGGGGAUCAUCAAUGUUCAUCAGCUCCUGUUUCAAUGAGGACCUCACCUACCAAUAGUGGUCUUCUUGUUCCAACAGCAAGUGAUAGUACUAUGGAAGAGUUGCAGGCUGCAAUUCAAGCUGCUAUUGCUCAUUGUAAGAAUUCAAUUAGGGGGGAAGAUAAACUUCAAUGCUAGAUUAUAGCUAAAUUUGGGUUUUUUUUAGUAGCAUUUGCAUUUGGUAUCAUUUGUUCAAAAAAUGGUUAAAUUAGUUUCUAUGCGUUAUAUUAAUGAGUAAAUUGAUCAUUUUAUUAAAAAAAAUUAUCCAUUUUUACCGUUAAAAA